Molecule: messenger RNA, 702 nt
Organism: Syzygium oleosum
Lineage: Eukaryota; Viridiplantae; Streptophyta; Magnoliopsida; Myrtales; Myrtaceae
Exons: 1
Coding region: 1-702 (233 amino acids)
Source: RefSeq, a predicted model, not a curated record
AUGGAAGGAGUUCUACGGGUGUUAGAAAGGAUUGGGAAUGUGCUGGAUAUGCAAGCUCAAGGGCGUGACAAUGUGGCAGCCCAGGCUGCUGAGAUGGUAGCCGCCGCUGCUGUGAAUGAGAAUCAGGCCAAUCCAGGGCAAGCCCAACCAGCAGGGGUUAGACUGAUGCCCCAUCUAGUGGAGCAAUUUAUGAAACUGAAGCCGCCUAAGUUUCAUGGUCGUGAUGACCCCGAGACUGCGCCAAGAUGGGUGGAAGAAUUAGAGAAAAUUUUUAAGGUUCUGGGGUGCACCGAUGAGGAAAAGGUGACAUUGGCGGUUUACCAGUUGCAGGAUGGUGCAAAUGACUGGUGGAAUGCCACGGAAGGUAGGGUAUUUCCGGAAGGAACGGCCCAGACUUGGGCUGCAUUUGUUGAAAGCUUUUAUGAGAAGUACUUUUCGGAGACUGCCCAAGAAAAGAAGAUAAUGGAAUUUAUGAGAUUACGCCAAGGUCAGAUGACUGUCGACCAAUAUGAAGCGGAAUUUGCCAGGCUAGCGAAGUUUGCACCGACCAUGGUAGAAAAUUCGCGAGAUAGAACUCGGAGAUUCCGGGAUGGACUCAAGCCGAAUCUUCGGAGUCAGAUAUUAUCUCAUGAUAUUAAAGAGUAUGGGGAAAAAUAUUUCCCGGAAAAUGUUGAAGAAAGGGGACUGACGGAGUUUAUGUGA